Molecule: messenger RNA, 2653 nt
Organism: Papaver somniferum (opium poppy)
Lineage: Eukaryota; Viridiplantae; Streptophyta; Magnoliopsida; Ranunculales; Papaveraceae
Exons: 4
Coding region: 305-1117 (270 amino acids)
Source: RefSeq, a predicted model, not a curated record
GAGAAGUCUUAACUCAUCACAUCAACCUUUUUUUUCGUAUUCUUUAGAUCUGCCGACAUAGUUCCUUAUUUCCCGCAUGACCGUCUACACGUGUUGACUGCCAUUCUUUUCGACCGACACGUCCUCCAUAUUUUCCCCCUUUUGACCGGUGACCUCUUCUGGCGGUUUUCUUACCUUAAUAACUGUGAAGAGAAAGAAUUUUCUUUUCAUCUUCUCUUUUUUCUUCUCCGUUUUUAUCUUCUUCUCUGUAAAACUCAUGUCAUCGUCCCAAAGUCCCUUCUAGCGUUAAUCUCUGCUUAAAUCGAUGGAUCCAUAUUCUGGAGACACUAAUAAAACUUCGUCUGAUAAACGGAAAUUCGUUCUUAAGGUUCAUUCAAAACCUUCUUCUGCUCUGGUUCCACCUAAUCUCAAGGAAGUGGUUUCACAUAAGAGGAAACCUUCGCAUAAUAAAGGAGUUGAUGGGUGCGGUGAUAAUCGCGAAAAGCGAAGACUCAAAAAAUCUCGCCAUAGUGUUAAGAUUGACACUACUGUUGAUCUUCCUGCGCUGGAUUUUUCUUUUGGUGAGGAGAUCAUAUUGCGUCAGGCGUCAGCUUCUGCUAUUGUUACUCCUGCUACUUCAUCCGCUGAAGCCCAUUCGCUAGUUCCCCCAGAUUCAGACGCUCAUACCGUUGUUUCCUCUGCCCCAUUGGAGUUACAGAAGAAUUCUCCCUCAAAGGAUGCCAUAAUCACUUCUCCCUCUGAUGUCGUCGCUUCUCCUCAAGUUGUUAAUGAGACCCUUCUCACUAAUAAAAGUGUAUUGGAGGAUGCCGACUCUGGAGUUGAGUAUUUGCUGAAGAUUUGCAAUGCCUCACUUUCUUCUAGUGAUGAUCCUUAUUUGGCUCAAGUUUGCGUUACUCUGACAAAUCUACUGUGCGAAUCUCCGCCUAAUGAACCUACCAGGCGCGAUAUUUUCUCUAGUUUAGAUCCAAGCAUUCAUCUAGCACUUGAUCAUUUGAGUCUCGCCGUCGCCUUAUCCAAAUUGAAGGUUUUGAUGAUUCCAUCUGCCUUAUCAAAGAUCUCUCCCAUCAAGUUUCGAAGUUACAAAAUCAAGUAUCUGUUCUUAAAGGAGACCUCUUAGCUGAGUCCACUACAACCGAAAAUCUUCGCGUGCAAAACAAAGAUCUUCGAGGUAACAUUCUUUCUUUGCUUUUAUUUUCUUGAUUUUGUAUUGCCCCUGCUUCCAGUUUAUGGACUAUCCGCAUGCGGAAGCGCGUCAUAGAGAGGUAUGAAUACCAAUACUCUGUCGAGGAUGCUCGUAUUGAGAAUGAGAAGUUGCAAUGUCAGUUGAGCCAAUUAAUCAAUAAUCACUCCUUCUCGGCUCUCAAGUAAAGAUCCUUUCUGGAUUAUUGUAUAGUGUUGAUAUGAGAAACCAAACCCUGUCAGAUGAGAAUCGAACUCUUGCGGAAGAAAAACGCUCUUUCAUGAGUGAGAAGGCAAUGUUUACUCGUCAGUAUCUUAAACUGAUGCAGGCUUGUACUGCUCAAGAGGAAUCUUAUCGCGCUUUGAAGAGUCAAUGUGAUGAGGAGGUGACAAGGUUAAAAUGUGAGAAUGAGAAGAUUAUUCAAAGUAAAAUAAGGGCUACCGUAAGUAAGAAUCAAAUUCAGGAAGAAUACACGCGGUUAAAGUCUUCACAUGACAUACUAUCUAAAGAACAUGAUUCUUUUUCCAAGUGUGAGCGGAAGAUCAGGUCUCGUCUUAAGGGCUUAGUUGGUGAUGAUAUUGAUAAGUGUAUGGAGGAUUUUUAGAAUAGUAAUCUUGCUCUAUCUCGUCAUCUCUUUUCUCAGAAGGAAGGUAGUCACAUCAGGCUGCCUGCCUCAACUUCUGUCUCAGUUAAAAUAUUUUCUCAUUUCUUGGUUAUUGUAUCGCUCUCUUACUCAUAUUUUUACUCCUUAGUAGAAUCUGAUGAGUCGCACAAAACUGCUAUGAAGAAGUUGAGGUCUGAUCUUUCUAAGGCCCAGAAAGAAUUGGUGAAGGUGCGAAAUGAACGUGAUGAUAACUCCUUGUUCAGGAAGAAUGCUGAAGCUCGGGUAGCUCGAUUGAAGAUGAGGUGUUCUCGCAUUCAAAGAGUGAUGGAGGUUACUGUGGACAACACCAAGAAGAAUGUUGAGCGCGACCUCUUUGUCAAAUCUAAGGAUGUUGCAGAUCGAAUUUGCCGUCAGUAUUCUCUUCCUCUUGUAAAGAUGAACCCUAGCUCCCGCUGUUCCUGCUAACGUGGAGAUUUCUGAGUCUAAAAAUGGGAGUGAUAUUGAAUGCGAAGAUGAAGAAUCUCCUAUUCGUCAGGAUCAACUUAAGGAGAACGUAGCCGGUGCUGGUUCUAACGAUGCUGACGGUGGCCCUAUUGAAACUAGUGGUGGUUCUUUACUAGGCAGAGAUGAUCAACAGGAUAAUCAUUGAAUUUCUCUCUUCCGUCUUUUUGGUGCUGGGUAGAUAAUUUGGCGCUCCCAAGUUUGGGAGGCGUGUCUUUUGCACUUUCUUUUUUGCUUGACUCUUCAUUCCUGCAUUUAAUUUUAGACAAAGUACUACUGUAUUCUAUUUAUUUCAGAUAAUUCUCUUCGUUAUGUUGAAAUUUUUAUGAUAUUUCUAUGUGUUUAUUUUUAUCUGAAAAGGCGAAUAA